AUGCGUGAGCUUGUGUCGCUUGUAGCUCUGGUCUUGCUGCUCUCCGCAAGUCCCGACUGCUGCGAUGCUCUCCGGGCCCUGAGGCUGAGAGGAGGUUCAGACGCUAUGCUGGAUGAGAGACUGAGCUCGAUGAAGCUGUCGGAACUUCAGAAGGAGCUGCGAGCGAAGGGCCUUAGCACGAAAGGCCUCAAGGCUGAACUCAUCAAGCGCCUCCAGGACUCCAUGCACGAGCCUUCAAAGGAUGUUGGAAUAAAGAGAAACGCACCGGAUGAUCCCGGGGAGGGAAACAUGCAGGAGGAAGACACUGAAGGAGAGCUCCCGAUGAAGCAACCGCGAACUGACCGACCUUGCGUGCAGCAUUCUGACGAGCAUCAGUCUACAGGGACGGGAGAAGAGCCUUUGAUCAAGGUGCGGCAGACCAACCAGGCAAAAAUAGUGAUCGAACGAGAGGGAGACGAUGGUGUAGUGAAGGUGAUCAACGGGUAUGACUUGAAGGAUCGAUGUAGAGCCGCAGGCUUCAAGUUCGACGCGGCCGAGCGUGCUUGGGUCAUCCCCAUCUUCGCACUGCUGCAUGGGAUGGGGGUGUCGAGCUUGGAUCAGAUUGAGCACGACGACAUCAUGGACUACCUGCAGAGGAUCGAGGUCACUGAAGCUCUGGCUUCGCAGCCGAAAGAACAAGAAGAGCUUGAGGCUGAGGUGGACGGGGACAUGGUUUCUCUCAAGGGCAACACGUAUGCUUGGAAAGACAAGAUCCGGUCUGCAGGCUUCAGGUGGGACUCGACGCGCUCCUGCUGGCGAAGGCCUCUCGAUCAAGUCCUGCUCUGGCUCAAAAGCGUGAGGACCGGGGGCGCUGACGAAGAGGGAGAUGUAGAGGAACACGUCAUUCGAGCAAUCACUGAAAUUAGCCAAGAGGAGCUCGCAAGAGCAAGCCCAGCACAAGUCGAGCAGCUUCAACCAUACCUGAAAGUCGACAAGGAAGAGGUUCGCAUCUACAACUCCUACAACCUCAAAGAUCACCUGCGGCAGCUGGGCUUUCGCUUCAACGUGCAGGAAAAGUGCUGGAGCUCGCGGCUAGAGGACGUCAAGCGGCUGCUGCCUGAUGAAGACCUGACGUUGGACGCGAUCAUGGGCGUCAUGCCGGAUGACAAGCAGCUCGUGCCGCAGGCUCCCUUCCUGUCCAUCAACGGCACCGACGUUGAAGUCCACAACUCCUACUCCAUGAAAGACUCGCUGCGCUCCAUCGGGUUUCGAUUCGAUGCGGCGCGAGCUUGCUGGAUCAGACCUGUAGAGGAAGUCCUGACCCUGCUCGAGCUGCCAGACUCCUCCAGCAUCACCCUCGAGUUGCUCACGGAAACCAGCAAGAGAGCAGUCGAAGGCGAGAUCGCGCAGGAGAAACUUGCUCCACAUAAAUCGGCAGCUCCCUCGCUCAAGGUGGAGGGCGACGAGCUCGCGGUGUACAACUGCUACGAGAUCCGCGAGAAACUUCGAGCCGCUGGCUUCCGGUGGAACUCCGAAGGUGCCAAGUGGACGAGAAACUUGCAGGAUGCGAUGUAUGCCUUGGACGCAUCUGAUCUGACUGUGGAGAAACUCCUCUCCUUGGAAGCGACCGGAGAGGGUCGGGAGCAAGGGAAGGAGAAGGCUUCUCCCCACCUCUCUGUGGUCGACGGGGAGGUGCUCGUGUUCAACUCGUAUGAGGUCUCCCGCGCUCCUCUGCUGCCUCCCAGUCAAGGUCUCCUGCAGGUGAAAGACAAGCUCCGCGCCAUCGGCUUCCGCUGGGACUCAAGUCGAGGCGUGUGGUCGAGGCCUACGGUGGACACGAUGAGCUUGCUGGGGGUGACGGAGGAGGAAGCGAUCUCCCUAGACAAGCUGCUCGCUGUCGACCCGCUCAGUCAGCAGGCUGAGCAAGCGCAGCCGACGGUUGAGGUUGUGAACGAGGAAGUGCUGGUGCUCAACUCUUACUCGGCAAAAGAGGAGCUCAAGUCCCUUGAGUUCCACUUCGACAGUGAGCGGCGGGCGUGGGUGAAGAGCGUGGUGGAGGUGAAGCAGAUGCUCGGGCUGGAGGACCAGAUGGACAUUGACAUGAACAAGCUGCUCGCACACGCAGAAAAAUUGCGAAGUCAGGCCAAGGAGGGCGAGCAGCUCGAGGAGGGAGAACAUGCCCAGGAGCAGGAGCAGAUGGAGGAGGGGGAGGGGGGUGGAGGGGCUAAGCCAGCGGAUCGCUCUCCUUCACCUGACGUGGUCGAUCACACGCCUGGUCCUCUUCCUCCUCUGCUGACAGACAGCUACUGA
Molecule: messenger RNA, 2289 nt
Organism: Guillardia theta CCMP2712
Lineage: Eukaryota; Cryptophyceae; Pyrenomonadales; Geminigeraceae
Exons: 6
Coding region: 1-2289 (762 amino acids)
Source: RefSeq, a predicted model, not a curated record